GUGAUUGAACGCAGACAUUGGGGAUUGAAUUCAAAGAGCCAAGUUUAGAUUGUAUGCCUAAUGUCUCAGGAAGCUACGAUCAUAGCAGUUGAUAAUAGUGAUUACAUGCGGAAUGGGGACUUCUUCCCAACACGUCUGCAGGCGCAAAAUGAUGCUGUUGGUUUGAUCUGCCAGAGCAAACGCCAACGCAAUCCAGAGAAUACCAUUGGUUUGUUGUCCCUUGCAAAUACCGAGGUACUCUGUACGCUAACAAAUGAUGUGAGUAAAAUAUACAAUCGUUUACACCUUGUGGAGCCAAAAGGCAGCAUCAUCUUCUGCUCAUCAAUAAGGAUAGCCCACCUCGCACUUCGUCAUCGUCAAUUGAGACAUCAGAAAAUGAGAAUCGUAUGUUUCAUCGGCAGUCCUAUAUUAGAGGAUGAAAAAGAACUAACUAGGCUUGCCAAGCGUCUCAAAAAAGAGAAAGUUAAUGUCGAUAUUAUUAAUUUUGGUGAGAAUGAAACAAAUGAGCAAAAGUUAUCAGAAUUCAUCGACACACUGAAUGGAAAGGAUGGUACAGGUUCUCACCUCAUAUCUGUUGCCCCGGGGACAGUCUUACAUGAUACUUUGAUGACAAGCCCCGUUGUUGCUGGUGAGGACGGUUCUGGGAUGGCUGGUGCUGGGUUAGGCUUGGAGUUUGGAUUAGAUGGGGCAGAGGAUCCUGAUCUACUCUAUGCCCUCAGAGUAUCAAUGGAAGACCAGCGCAUGCGUCAAGAACAUGAGGUUAAUGGAGAUGGUAGUCAUACUUCAGUCGUAGCAACAUCGUUACCAGCUGGGUCAGGAACAUCCGAAGAAGCUAUGCUUCAGCAGGCUUUAGCUAUGUCAAUGCAAAUGAAUAAUACCGAACCUUCAUCUUUGCCUAUGGAUAUCGAUCUGGCAGCUAUGUCAGAAGAAGAUCAGAUAGCAUACGCACUGCGUAUGUCUUUACAACAGAUGGGGGAGGAAACGACUCAACCUACUACCACUACAUUGGAGUCCAACCAGACUAUUGUUGAACCUUCUGGUGUGGCUAUGGAUAUAGAUCAGACUCCUACUAAAGUCAUUGAAAAUCCGAAAUUAUCUCCUAAUCCCGGUACAUUGGCAGCUGCAACAUCAGCUUUCAACUCGUCAACUGUCCCUACAUCUGCUGACUUGGACGUUAUGUACGAUGCUGAGUUUUUGGAAUCAGUUUUACAAAGUUUGCCAGGUGUGGAUACUCAGAAUGAAGAUGUUCGCAAGGCUAUAGAUGCUCUAACUAAGUCCCAGUCACAGAGAAGUUCAAAAAAAGAUGAAAAAGAAGAUGAGGAUAAGCAGAAUAGUUAAGGAACAGUGUAUUGAUUUUCAAAUUCGCGAUGAUUAAUUGUUUGGGUUCUUAUUUUUGACAGUGGUGAAUAUACACAUUCUUAGCUAAAGCUAUUGCGCAUCAUCCUUCUGUUUUAUUAUUUAGAGAGUAAAUAUUGUUCCGAAAACUGAUUUACAUUGUUCUUUUGUGUGAUUUACUUGUUUACAGACUUAAGCGUUUAUAGUGAUGCUUCUUUUUCGUUUUCGUCAGUCUGUAAUAUUUAUCAGUAAUCUGUUUGUAUAACACUCAAUACAUAUAUGACACAAUAACUA
Molecule: messenger RNA, 1629 nt
Organism: Schistosoma margrebowiei
Lineage: Eukaryota; Metazoa; Platyhelminthes; Trematoda; Strigeidida; Schistosomatidae
Source: the annotation of a GenBank genome assembly